GAUGGAGAUGUAAUUAAGAAGGCACCUUCUGUGGACCUGGCAAGCAAAAAGUGCCAGCAGGUGCUGAUGGAGCUGGAAGGAGUGCUCCAGCACUUGGAAGUAAUGUUUAGCUUGACACUGGUUCCUCGGGUUCUCAUCCUACUUGGAGGCAACGUCAUGAACCCUAAGGAGCUGUAUGAGCUCAACCUGGAGGCUCUCUGCGAGGCCAGCGCCGAGGAGAGCCUGAAGCCUUCGCGCUGCGUCCGCAAGCUGUUCCACGCGCUGUUCCUGGCGGACGUGUUCAGCGAGCUGCAGGCUCUGCCCGCCACGGGCACCGCCGUCAUGCUCCAGGGGCACCGCGACUGCGGCGUCGGCUGGUUCCGGCCCAAGCUCAACUAUAAAGUGCCCGCCCGAGGGAGGAGACUAACUGUGAACUUGUCCUCUGCUGGAGACAUCAACGUUAGUGCCUCGCCGCCUCGGCCCGUGACCCCGGCGUGGGAGGACUACGUCUGGUUUCAAGCCCCGGUGACGCUCAAAGGCUUUCGUGAAUGA
This is a messenger RNA of Merops nubicus (carmine bee-eater), 531 nucleotides long. It is a transcript of the gene MAD2L1BP, whose product is annotated as MAD2L1 binding protein. The record is from RefSeq and is a predicted model, not a curated record. The annotation marks the transcript as partial. NCBI's taxonomy places the organism in Eukaryota, Metazoa, Chordata, Aves, Coraciiformes, Meropidae. Gene Ontology annotation, cellular component: nucleus. Gene Ontology annotation, biological process: regulation of exit from mitosis. The transcript has a single exon.